Molecule: messenger RNA, 2589 nt
Organism: Anneissia japonica
Lineage: Eukaryota; Metazoa; Echinodermata; Crinoidea; Comatulida; Comatulidae
Product: polyadenylate-binding protein-interacting protein 1-like
Exons: 11
Coding region: 143-1552 (469 amino acids)
Biological process (GO): regulation of translational initiation
Molecular function (GO): RNA binding; translation activator activity; protein binding
Source: RefSeq, a predicted model, not a curated record
UUCUUUAACCCUUGUUUUUGUGUGUACCAUCUGUGUCGUAAUAAAGCGCGGAAGAUCCAACAACAAUAUUUUAUACAAGAAAUUGCUUUGUUCCUUGAUCAAAGAAUCUCAUAGUAGGACGUGGAUACACUUGAAUUGUACAAUGUCAGAAAAUAGGUAUGAAAUUGGGCAGUGGAAUCCAGAAACAGUUUCUCACACUGAAGAGAAGCUCCCCCAGCUGCGCAGGCCUUAUGCCCAUGGACCAGGAGCUCAGCCUAAGCAACCACAAGCUGUUGGUAGGCCUGUUUCAGAAAAGAAAGCUGUUUCAGAAAAGAAAGAAUUCAAACUGUCACCUAAUGCUGCCGUGUUUACUCCACGAUCAAAGAUGAUUCAGAAACCAACGGCAGUUGAUGACCCACCAUUGGUUCAUGUGCCAUCAAUUGAACCGUUACAGUCUGAAUCACCAGUUGUGUCUGUACCGUCAGAAAAUGUUGGGGCAUCCUUCUUUCAAGACUUUGAUUUCCCCGAGGUGGACUCCAAUGAUAAAAGAAAUGCUGAUGUGGUAAACAAUAUGAAGCAAGUUCUACAUGUGAUGUUCCUCAAUCCAGGAUGUUUUGAUGACUAUAUCCAUCCUUUGGUGCAUGCCCUCAAUGGCAAUCCUCUUGAUCCAAAUCAACUGGAAAGUCUUACGUCAUUCAUCUACGAACAGGCCAUUUUUGAUACAAACUUCACAUACACUGCAGCUAAGGUUUGUAACUGUCUGUGCAAAGAACUUGUAGUAAAACAUGGUGCUGAAUCAUUCAGAGACAUCCUUAUGGGCAAGUUGAGGAAAGAAUAUUUUGAAAGAGAGGCAUCAUUGCAUGAUCCGCAUUUUACAGGCAGACUGUAUCAGUACACGAUGUUUUUGGCAGAAUUAUUUUUAAAUAUGGAAGUAAAAGCUAAAAACGAUACGUAUACCAAAGCAAUGAUUUUAAGAACUGCAUUAUAUGGUGUGAUGGAAUCACUUCUCAAGUUUCAAAAUGAAGAUAACAUGCAUUUACUUAUUAGACUUUUGAAAUUAACCGGUUCCCAAAUAGAAGACUUCGACAUAGAGCAAGACAUAAAGACAGGAAAUCUUAACAACAUUUUUUCGUCCAUCAGAACCUUAAUUCUUGAUCAAAAGUUACAACGGAAUACAAGGCAAAGGCUAUUGGAUUUAAUUGAACUGAGGUCUACCAACUGGGGGAGGGACACCAUCCCACCGGCAGCGCAAGGAGUACAUUCAAAAUCAGCUUCAGGCGAUAGUGCUGUUGGGGUUGCAGAUCCAAAUAUUUAUACUUAUUUUUCACCUGAUGGGAAAGUUAUCACAGAAGAAGAAUCUACUCGUUUUUAUGCAAAUGAAAACGAUUUUAAUAAUAUGGAUGACUACUUAAAGAAAUGGAGCUCGGGAAAGAAUGGGAAUUCAUCAGAUUUCCUUGAUGAUGAUUUGUACAGUGGAAGUGAUAAUUCAUACAAAGAGCAAGGUCAAGAUUCUGAAUAUGAUGACGAGAUUGCUACUGCCUUCGAGGAGUUCUUGAGGAUGAGUAACCGAUGAACCUCUCCUAGACUUACACACAAUAUAUUACCUGACAAAGGCAUACAUUUGUAUGUUAACACUUUACAGUUAUAAUCAAUAUGGUUCAACAUUUGUCUUGGUUGACUUCUUCAUUAUUUUGUCUUCAACAUCUUCAGAGAUUGUUUAAUCGUUUAUAACCAAUCACAGUAUUCCUUUGCUUUUGCAGACACACAUUAUAGUAAUAUUUUUUAUGUUUAAAUGUUAUCGUCGAAUUUUUGUUCCAUGUUAUCCAAAGCUAACUACAAAUGUAAAUAAGAUAAACAUGGCGAAUAGCGACACAUUUUCACAGGGUUUUUUCUUGUAAAACCUAGAUUUUAAGGUACUGUACUGUACUGUAUGUAUCAAACUUGAAAAUUGUAAACAUUUCUGUAGUGGAAAAACAGUGAAAGUAAAAUGUAGUAGAAUACAAAACCAAUUAAAAUACUAUUCUUCCACUUAUUGCUUAGUUGAUAACAAUAUAUUAAAUUUUUUUACUAAUUCAAAUGUGUAUGAGCACCAAUCAGAUUGUAUUAUUGUAGUUUUUAAGAGUUGUAAAUAUAAAGGCUAUACAGUAUAUAUAUAACCUUCAACAGCUGUCAGUUUAAGAAAAAGAGUUUGCAAUAUUUUAACUUCUUUUUAUUCUUAAACCUUGUAAAUUAAAGAGAUGUAGUAAUAAUAAUUGUGAUGUAAAAAUAAUGGGGAGUUUUCGGAAGCUCACGAAAAUGAUAAAUACAGUUACGUCAUCAGCUUUUUAGAAAACCCUUCUCCCACUGUAGUAUAUAUGUCACAACAUCAGACGAACCAUUCGUGCCUUUUGCGUGAAUCAAGGAUCAUAUUGUUGUUGUUGUUGUUGUUUGUCAGGAAUGUUUUAUGCACGAAUGAUGAUAAUAAUAAUGAUGUAUUCAUUUUCGUAAGGUUACAAAAUCUCCCUAAUGGUUUCUGUGACACUUCUGCAAUGUCCUGCUAUUCCAUCAUUUUUUAUUUUGUUUUAUAAUUGUAGUGAAAUAAAGCUUUACAUAAUAAUGUUGAGAAAUUUA